Molecule: messenger RNA, 2013 nt
Organism: Mandrillus leucophaeus (drill)
Lineage: Eukaryota; Metazoa; Chordata; Mammalia; Primates; Cercopithecidae
Gene: LRRC43
Product: leucine rich repeat containing 43
Exons: 12
Coding region: 19-1983 (654 amino acids)
Molecular function (GO): protein binding
Source: RefSeq, a predicted model, not a curated record
UGGCAACGCAGCCCGGCCAUGGAGGCGUCUUACAAGUCUGAGUCCGAGUCUGAGGCCUGGCCUGGCACUCAGCGGCCCGGGACCGGGACCGUGAGCGCGGCCGUGCGCGAGCACUUGCGGAAGCUGUGUCUGCGCGAGUUCCCGUGCGGCGCCGGCAGCUGGAAUAAGUCGCGCUUUCUUCCUCAAACUUGGCGAACAUGGAGAGAGGUGGUCCCCAAAGAGGAGGAUGUGGUGAGCCCCGGGGAGGAGACGGUGGAGGACCUGCUGGGCCUGGUCCGCAGCCCCCACUCCCCCUGGGCUCUGCCGAACGACUCGAAUGCUGAAGACAGUUUCCUGAGAGAACUGGCCAUCCGGAACCCGCUGAUGAUCACAGACACCUUCUUCUACUCCUACUUCCGGUCCCUGCGGGUGGUAGACAAGGAGGUCACCCUGGUGGAUAAAGACCUCCUGAAAUUUCUAAAGCUGGAGGAGUUGGUACUGAGCGCCAAUCGAAUCAAGGAGGUGGAUGCCACCAAUCUGCCCCCCACACUCAAGGUGCUGGAGCUCUACGGCAAUGAGAUCAGCAGCAUGGAGUGUCUGUGCGCCCACCCGCCCGCCAGCCUGCAGCACCUGGGGUUAGGCCACAACAAGCUUCUAGGCCCCUUGGAAAGUCUCUACGUCACCGCUGAUCACUGGCCCAACCUCGUCUCCCUGGACCUGGGCUUCAAUGACCUGACAGACCUGCAGAGCAUGGUUGCCAGCCUGAGGACCCUCCGGCACCUGCGACUCCUGGUGCUGCAGGGAAACCCACUGGCCUUGGUGCCCUACUACCGCGGCCUCACCAUCGACAGCCUGGCCCAGCUCUGCGUGCUGGACGACAUCACCGUGUCUCCCAACGAGAAGCAUCUCUUCCGGGGGCUCAGCCUCAAUGGCGAUCUCUUGGCACAGGAGGCGCAGUUUGUGGUGACCAUCGGAAACAUCAGAGGAGUCCUGGACACCUCUGUCCUAGACCCGGAACCCGGGCCCGAAGGCCCUUUCGUCGCUUAUAGCUAUUACGUGACGUACGAUUUUGUGAGAGACGAAGAAGGUGAAGCAGAUGAGGACACAGGCGAGCUGGCCGAGAUCGUCAAGCCCUCUCCCAGCUCAGAAUUAUUAGUUGAGGAAUCUCCUGAAGAGGUCGGCGAAGAUGUCAUCAAAGACAUUGUUGGAGGGAUCACUGAAGAGGUCGAAGGAUCUCUGGAGUCUGAGGUGGAGGAGUCAGGAGAGUCGGAGCUGUCUGUCAUCUCGGGCCCUUCAACCGUCUUGCAGACGCCAAGGGCCUCUGCAGAAGAGCUGGCCAAGUUGCGGCUGCGUAUAGAUCCCCGGCUCUGCCCGUCCCCAGGGACUGUCCUCUUCAACACUACCCACAAGCCCUGGGCUGAGGUCAUCCCAUGCGGCUACGAGAUGCAGCACUCUCUCAGGGACCUGGUGCCACUGAAGGCCUUCCUGCUGGCGGGGACCACUGUGACCAUCGUGGAAGAGAAGAUUCUCUCCUGGCCUGUGGUGCUACCUGCUGUUGACAGUCCCCUGUCUGCCAAGAGAGGAAAGGGGGAGAAGGACAAGAAAGGGAAGGAGAAAGACAGGAAGGGGCAAGGAGAGAAAGAGCCGGCCAAGGAGUGGAAGGUGCCGAAGAAGAAGAAAGAGCUGCCCAAGGAGCUCCGGCAGGACCCCCCCAUCCUCCAGGUGCUGGGCCGGGGCCUGGUGAUCCUGGAGCCCCUGCUUGCCGGGGAGCCCCUGGUGUCCACUGUGUGCAACUUCGGCACAGUCCGCACCUUGACAUCGGACAGGCUGACACUGGCCAGGGAUUCAAAGAAGAUUAAGAAAGUUGCCAAAAAAGAAAAGCCAAAAGCCGUGAAUCCGAUCUACGAAAGCGAUUACCACCCCGAGCCCCUGACGGUAGAGGUGCAGAUCCAGCUGAACCAGUGCCGCUCGGCGGAGGAGGCUCUGCGCAUGUUCGCCGUGUAGGGCGUGGGCAAUAAAGCGCUGUUCCCAGCA